Molecule: messenger RNA, 1695 nt
Organism: Linepithema humile (Argentine ant)
Lineage: Eukaryota; Metazoa; Arthropoda; Insecta; Hymenoptera; Formicidae
Gene: Zmynd10
Product: zinc finger MYND-type containing 10
Biological process (GO): motile cilium assembly; inner dynein arm assembly; outer dynein arm assembly
Cellular component (GO): cytoplasm; centriolar satellite
Source: RefSeq, a predicted model, not a curated record
UUAUACAAUUUUAUACAAAUCACUUGAUAUAUAUAAAUUCAUACAGAUGUAUUUAUUGAUCAAACGCACAUGCUCGUCGUCAGGGAUACGAAUUUAAAGGUUCUAUUAGUAAAUGACAACCGUAGUAUUAUUUGAAAUCUAAAGCGAAUCGUCUUAAAGUAUGGCAGAUCACACGAAAUAUAUAAUAUCACCAUGGGAAAUCGAGGCUUACGUGCAAAGCUUAGAGAAUUCAAUUCUGGAAAAUAUCGGCACAAAGGGCUGGUUGGAUUUUCACAAACGAUUGAUAUUAUUAAACCAGCAAAGUGUACUCGAAGUAACAGAAUUACGCGAAGAGAGCGUGAUAGAAUGGUUUAUCUCGUUAAAAAAAACACCUAUUCUUAUAUACGAAGCUAUACAAAUUGAUAUAUGGAAGCACAAAGUAUUUCCACUGUUAAUUGAUCUUAAUGGCGAACCGUCAAAUACGUUUAUGUUGUUCAGUGUUCUUUAUCAUGAAGUCAUUCUAGUUUCAUUAUUGGAAAACAUAUUAUUUCAUUGCGAAAGUGCGCAAUCAGUGGAUGAUACGAUAAUCGAUCUCAUUGAUUACGCUGUUCAACACGUGACGAUGCUUCUCGAUGGAAAAACCUUAGAAAUCUAUGAAAGAUUUGAAGCUAAAGAUCCUAAUUCUUGCCUGGAAGAAAUAUUGGAGAAACAAAAAAUAUUCGACUUCGACAUUGGGAUGCGAUGUAUUUCCAUUCUUCAUUAUUUAAUAGAAUUUCUGGACAAUUUACCUCUUUGCGCUGUUUCGCGUAUGCUGACUGUACAUGAUAUUCCUUAUUUAUUUACACAGUUAAUAGAAUAUGAACCAUGGAAGAAACAAAAUGAGGAUGGUGAGAUUCUAAUGUAUGAUGCUAAUUGGAGAAAAAUUGAGACAAAUGAAAUAGGGAAAAUUAACAAGAGAGAAGGACACGUAUGGUUUAGCUUGAGAGGAUUACUCCUUGAUCCAAAAUGUUCUCCCUAUUAUGAAAUCACAGAACACAGAAUGUCUCAAUUAUUGAAGCUGCUGAAACAUUUACACGAAGAAGUACUAGAUCAAAUAGCUCCUUUAAUAGAGCUUAAGAGAUGGUUAUCUUACUUAAAUAUGUCGGCAACGCCGUCUUCGAAUGCAACCGGUGCUAUUCAUGUAGAAGUUAUACCGCAGAUAAAAACAUCCAUUUUGGAAAAAUACCAUAAGAAAUGGAAGAAGUUAGCCAAACAUCAGUCUCAAUAUCUAUUUACUACAGAUACAAAUUAUAUCAAAGAUGCUGCACAAAUUUUAAGCGAUGUUUAUGACAUGGAAAAACUAGAUGGCGUAGAAACGAAAAAAUGUUUCUUAUGCCAAGAAUCAGCUAAAAAACGAUGUUCUAAAUGUAAAGAAGCUUGGUAUUGCAGCAGACAAUGUCAAGUGAAAGAUUGGGAAAAUCACAAAAAUAUUUGCAAUGCAAUAAGCGAAACUAAAUAACAUAUAAAUCUUUACUAGAUAUUUUGCACACGCGCGUAUAUUUAUCAACGCAAUACAUAUAAUUUAACUUUAUUUCUUUUUCUCUGCCUUUUUAAAAAAAAUCACAGUAAAAGAAUUCUACGUACCUUAAACAAGUUGCAAAACUGACUAAGAUUAAAGGAGCAAAUAUAUCGCACUUGUGUUAAUUUAUGUCAAAUAUUUUAUUAAAAGACUUUUAA